Messenger RNA from Solea senegalensis (Senegalese sole), 3254 nucleotides. It is a transcript of the gene ginm1, whose product is annotated as glycoprotein integral membrane 1. The transcript is spliced from 9 exons. The coding region runs from base 91 to 1179 and encodes 362 amino acids. The record is from RefSeq and is a predicted model, not a curated record. Lineage: Eukaryota; Metazoa; Chordata; Actinopteri; Pleuronectiformes; Soleidae.
CACGCAUGCGCACUUCGCAUGUAUUGCUUAACGUUAUUGCUAAGAUAGCUAACGUUUCGCCGUGAGCUAGUUAACAGAAGUGAACGCAGAAUGGCGGAACUAUUCGUGUGCGUUCUUCUCGUCGUUGGUUCAGUCACGUGUACAUCACUGUCACCUCUGAACACGGAAAGUCUCGUGAUUAACGUGACAGCGGGGACAGUGGCGGACACUGAGCUGCAGCAGUCCAACAACUUACAGAUAAAUCUGAACAUCUCUGUGAGUGAAGAGCAGGUGAUGGUCAAUGAAGUCCCAGUAGAACUGUCAGAGGUCACCAGGUUCAACUGUCCAGCUCUGCUCUUGGACAGCAUCAAUGGAAGCAGUGAGUUUGAAUCUGGGGACUUGGUGUCCACCGUCACCAGGGUGAUGGUGAGCCAGAACCGCCUCUACAGCAGCUCAGACCAGGUGUUGGCUCUGCAGGUGUUCAGUGAAGUCAUAGAGAUGGAGGGCAGCCUCUGCUGCUUGUUCUUAAAUGACGCUGUCCAGCAGCCCGACAUGUGUGAGGUGAAGAUUCUGAUGAGUCCAGAUUUCCAGAAACUGGCCCAGUUUAUCAACGUCUACCCUAUUGGACACAGCGAGAUCUUCAGGGUUCCCAGAGAGAACGACGUGGUCGUCACCAAUCCACCAAAUCCUCGGAGAAACGAGGAUCAGCUGAUAUCUCAGACCACCAGUCAGUACCCACUGAAGCACACGGACACCACCCAGGAGGAGACCGCAGCUCCAGGGAAACUCCCAGAGACUCCUCUACGUAUGGAUCCUGACCUGCUGCAUGACGUCAGAUACCGUGAGUUUGACGAGCGAGACCAGAGCCAGUCGGAUCGGAUUCAGAUGGGAACUCCGCCCACAGAGCUCAUGUCAUCUUACUCGGCCAUGUGUCAGUGGAUGGAGCAGCUGCGGGAGCGUCUGAGGCGUUUCUGCUCCGAGUCCCUGCCUCUCUUCUUCCUGGUCAUGUGGGUGGUAGUGAUCGGCGUUGCGGGGUCUGCGGUCAUCGUCAAGAUCCUGGACAUGUUCUUCCCUACGUGUGAACACAAGCACAUGUUCCACAUGAACCCCGUCACUGUGAUGGCAGACGAUGAGAAGCACACUCUGUUGGAGAGCAUAGAGACACAAGCGGAGGAGGAAGACAAGAGCCGGGAUCCUUGAAUCAGGAUCGACUCAAUGGUUCCCUUUACUGUCACUUUGUUCUUGUUUAUUCUUCACAGUGUCAGCGCGGCCUGGAUUUGUCUCUCGCUUCUUUUCUGAUUCCCUUUAGUUUGCCCUCAGAUUUGCUCGUGUGAUGGAAACAAACGGCGUCAGAGUCUGUGAAAAGUUACGUUAAUUCCAUUAGAAAUGACUAAAAGUGCAGAGCAAAUGAGUAUUUAUUAUUUUAAACUUGCUGUUUUCCUCUAGAAUGUCACUUUUGAAGGAAUGUUUGCAAAACGUGAAUUCACUCGGCGACUUAGCUUUGCACAAAUGUGGGAGAAGAAUCGCAUGACAUGGAGCCAAGUGCAGUCACCAUGAAUGAUGAUGAUCGUCAUGGUGAGCACAUGGUCAGACUUUUCCUCAGGCCUGUUUCCAUCAUGUCUGUUAUCCAAGGACAUGAGCGUUGUAUUCGCCCAAAUGAAGAAUUGUGCAUUUACAUGAAAGUUCAGUCACUUUACGUCACAUAAACACUUUAGUGUCCAACUGCACACGCACACACACGCGCACACACACACGCACACACCGCACACACACACACACACACACACACACACACACGCACCAAGGAGACGACGUUUAAACUGCAGCGCUGUAGGGAAACAUGUAAACAUUUCACUGUUUGCUGUUUGUUUUUCUGUGACGUAAAGGUCAACAGGAAACUCAUUCAAUAUGCACUCGCUUAUAGAGAGAUACAGCGCCACCUAUGGAGGUGGAGUCAGACAUACACAGCACACAAUAAAUCCAUUUUCUCCGCCGCGUGUACGACGGCCUUAACUCGAUGGAACUGCAUGUAAACAUACUUUGUUUUGUGACUCUUAAAGGGCAUUAUGGGUAAUUAUGUACAACAGCAACCCUUAGUGUUUCAAACAAAUGGAAACACUGUACUCACCACUGUAGUUUGUAAAGUUUGUAAAACACCAAAGGAGCUCACUGAUGCAUGACUGACGUUGUGCUACAGUUGGCCGUGUUGGACUCGCACAGCAAAACAGAAAGUUUAACAUUUAAAUUGUAUACUGGCUCCACCUUUGUGAUCAUGAUUGAUGACACACCAUGGCCAUUUUAUAAAUGAUGAAGCCCUUUAAUGACUCUCCAUUCAAAGGUCAGUUUUAGUAAAAGCAGACAAAAGGACUGUAGGUGUAACAAAUGAAAGUUUGAGUUUUCCUCUAAAGGAGCAGGCUCACGAAUGUCACUUAUUUUCUGUAAGGCAUGAAGAAGAGGUCAUGUUAUAUUUGUGAAUGUGACUUUUCACCACGUUUGUCAGUUAUCAUCAGUUAUCACUACAAGGAGAAGGACUCUAUAAUCACUUUGGUUUGUUUUGUGUGUGGAUUCAGUAAUUGCACAUGAGUGAGUGAGUGAGUGAGUGAGUGAGCCUGUUCAGAAUAUGCACAGUAAAUGACUGGAAAUUCAUUGUUGGAUUAACAGUAACUACUUUAAUGCACAUGGUGAAUGCUAAUAUGAUGCUAUUCUGUAUUAUUUUGUCAAAUGAAGACGUUCUAGUUAGAAACUUUAAAUCAGGUGCGCUUAAAAAGACGAGCCCCUCGAAAUAAAAGUUUUUGUGACUCAAUUACAGCGCCACCAUCUGGCUGAUGCGCUCAUGUUUCUUGCAAAGCACAUGCACAGUAUUUCCACUUACUGUGCUGAGCUUUGUUUCUGUGUCUGAGACACCAGAUGACAACAAAGUGGCGUUAUAGUGUUGUUAUUAUCAUUCUUCUUAUUCUUAGUGACUGCACUUGGUUUAGGAGUAAAAGCUGCAGGAUGCAUGAGGUGCAUGUGUUAGUGCAGUGAAUGCAGUUUGCUGUCCGCUCAGUCAUUCUCACUCUUACUGCAUGACAACUCCAAACAAUACGAGCAGAUGCCGCGAGUGACGCAGUGGGUGAAGGGAGUGCUGUGAGGGCAACAGUGAACGGACGACACACGGUCACACGUUUUUACAACAACACAUACUGUAGGUUUCCAUUUGUCGCAUUAGUGUCAAUCUGUAUCUGUGUUCCAGCUGGAUUGUGUUUGGAUCUGCUCAUUAAAAGCUUUCACUAUGA